This is a messenger RNA of Oncorhynchus tshawytscha (Chinook salmon), 4288 nucleotides long. RefSeq names its product unconventional myosin-Id. Gene Ontology annotation, molecular function: actin filament binding; microfilament motor activity; ATP binding. Bases 745 to 3597 code for a protein of 950 amino acids. The record is from RefSeq and is a predicted model, not a curated record. Gene Ontology annotation, cellular component: actin cytoskeleton; microvillus; vesicle. Lineage: Eukaryota; Metazoa; Chordata; Actinopteri; Salmoniformes; Salmonidae. The transcript has 23 exons. Gene Ontology annotation, biological process: actin filament organization; vesicle transport along actin filament.
GGAGGCGGGUGGGAUUCUAUUCGUAUGUAUAAAGUCGAGACGAGAAAUUCAAGGAAAGGGCUCUAUGGAUAGGCGUUAGUGUAACCAUAUCUUCUCGCCGAAAGCAACAAGUCUGGAUGUGAAUACAUAUUCUGGAAUAACCAUUACUUUUUCAAACCGGGUAGAGUAAUGAGAUAAAAAAAAAUUGAUAUACGUUUUGCUAUUGGUUUAGUUUGGCUGUUUUGUGUCGUUUCCUAGCGUGCUUAUUUGUUCAGCUUACUCAAAAUGAGUAAAAAAAACAACAAUGUAUGACGCAUACUGCUGAUUAGACGAACGAAGACCAUGCUCAUCGAUCAUUUAGCGCUUGAAUCGGUGGACUGACGAGCUCACCAUCGUUUACCUGGUGUGGCGGAGGAGCACUUCGCUUCAAAACAGUGAAGUUUUCUUUUAUCAAAAAAUAUAUAGAUAUUUUCCCCUGACCCGAUAUUUUUUGGGGGACCAAAAUACAACAUGGCAGAACACGAGAGUCUGGAGUUUGGAAAGGCUGACUUUGUUCUUCUGGACAGCGUUUCUUUGGAGGAAUUCAUGGCUAACCUAAAGCUCAGAUUGGACCCGUGUGUUUAGGACUGAGACUGACUAAUGUAUGAGUGGUUUCCAAGCACCGGAGGUGCUUGAGUGCUUGCUGCUCAUUUUGACAGGUUUGAGAAGGGCCGUAUCUACACCUACAUCGGCGAGGUGGUGGUGUCGGUUAACCCUUACCGCGCCAUGAACAUCUACGGCCGAGACACCAUCGAGCAGUACAAGGGCCGGGAGUUGUACGAGCGACCACCACAUCUCUUCGCCAUCGCAGACGCAGCCUACAAAGCCAUGAAAAGGAGGAACAAGGACACCUGUAUUGUCAUCUCAGGGGAGAGUGGAGCCGGAAAGACGGAAGCCAGCAAAUACAUCAUGCAAUACAUCGCUGCUAUAACAAACCCCGGCCAAAGAGCUGAGGUCGAAAGGGUGAAAAACAUGCUGCUGAAAUCCAACUGCGUCCUGGAGGCCUUUGGCAACGCCAAGACCAACCGCAACGACAACUCCAGUCGCUUCGGCAAGUACAUGGACAUCAACUUCGACUUCAAGGGCGAUCCCAUCGGGGGACACAUCAACAACUACCUGCUGGAGAAGUCCAGAGUCAUCUUCCAGCAGGAGGGGGAGAGAAGCUUUCACUCAUUCUACCAGAUGGUUAAAGGGGGUUCUGAGUCCCUCUUGCGUUCCCUCCACGUCUCGAAGGACCCCACAGCCUACAGCUACAUCAAAGUAGGAGGCCAGGUCAAGUCAUCCAUUAACGACGGUGCUGAUUUCAAAGCUGUGGCGGAUGCCAUGAAGGUGAUCGGCUUCACACCAGAUGAAAUCCAGACUGUUUACAAGGUCCUGGCCACUAUCCUGCACCUGGGGAACCUGACGUUUGGUGUGGACGGCGACACUACGCUGAUUGAGAACUCCAAGGUGGUGGCGGUGAUCGGGGUCCUGCUGGCCACUAAGGAGGAGAAUGUGGGAAAGGCCCUGCUCUACCGCACCGUUGCCACCGGCCGUGACGUCAUCGACAAGCAGCACACGACCCAGGAGGCCAGUUACGGCCGGGAUGCCUUGGCCAAGGCUAUGUACGAAAGAAUGUUCUGUUGGAUCGUGGGAAGGAUCAAUGAUGUCAUUGAAGUGAAGAACUAUGACGCCAAAGUCCACGGGAAGAACACGGUCAUUGGAGUGCUGGACAUCUACGGCUUUGAGAUCUUUCAGAACAACAGCUUUGAGCAGUUCUGUAUCAACUAUUGCAACGAGAAGCUGCAGCAGCUCUUCAUUCAGCUUGUGCUGAGGCAGGAACAGGAAGAGUACCAGCGCGAGGGAAUCCCCUGGAAACACAUUGACUACUUCAACAACCAGAUCAUUGUGGACCUGGUGGAGCUGCAACACAAGGGCAUCUUCUCUGUGCUGGACGAGGCCUGUAUGACCGUGGGCAAAGUCACCGACGAGGUCUUCUUACAGGGACUCAACAGCAAGCUGGCCAAGCACGCCCACUACACCAGCCGCAAGCUCUCCCCGACAGACAAGAGUUUGGAGUUUGACAGAGAUUUCCGUAUCCGGCACUAUGCAGGGGAUGUCGUGUACUCUGUGGUUGGCUUCAUCGACAAGAACAAGGACACUCUCUUCCAGGACUUCAAAAGGCUACUGUACAACAGCUCCAACCCAGUGCUGAAGAUGAUGUGGCCGGAGGGCAAGCUGAGUAUCACUGAGGUCACCAAACGACCCCUAACGGCCGCCACCCUCUUUAAGAACUCCAUGAUCGCAUUGGUGGAGAACCUGGCAUGCAAGGAGCCCUACUAUGUGCGCUGCAUCAAGCCCAACGACGUCAAGUCGCCCCUGCUGUUCGAGUACGAGCGUUGUCGCCACCAGGUCGAGUACCUGGGCCUACUGGAGAACGUUCGUGUGCGCCGCGCCGGAUUCGCCAACCGCCAGGAGUACCCCCGCUUCCUCCAGAGGUACAAGAUGAUCUCGGAGUUCACGUGGCCCAAUCACGACCUCCCGUCGGACAAAGAGGCAGUGAAGAGGCUGGUGCAGGGCUGCGGCUUCGAGCACGACGUGGCCUACGGCAAGACCAAGGUGUUCGUCCGCACGCCGCGCACCCUCUUCUGCCUGGAGGAGCAGAGGGACGAAAUGGUUGGGAGAAUAGUCCUCUUCCUUCAGAAGGUAUGGCGCGGUACCAUAGCCAGGAUGCGUUACCGGCGCAUGCGAGCCGCCCUCAUCAUCCUGCGGGCCUACCAGCACUACAAGGUCAAGUCCUACAUCAAGGAUGUCAACCGCAAAUUCAAGAACGUGCGCUCCAUGAAGGACCAUGGCAAGCACGUCAAGUGGCCCACGCCGCCCAAAGUCCUGCGGAAGUUUGAAGAGGCGCUGCGGAGCAUCUACAACAGGUGGUGGGCGUGGACUCUGAUCAAAGACCUGACACCAGAGGAGAAGCUGCAGAUCAGGGCCAAGGUGGCCACCCUGGAGGCCCUCAAGGGCCAGAGACCUGACCUGGGGCUGCAAAGGACCUGGGAGGGCAACUACCUGAAGCGAGACAGUCCUGACACAGCGUCCUCCUUCACCUUGGUGUCCUGUGAGUUGCAGCGUAAGGACAAGUUCAUGAGAGUGCUCUUCUCCUGCAACGUGCGCAAGAUCAACCGUUUCCACAAGGCAGAGGACCGGGCCGUCCUCAUCACAGACCGCCACCUAUACAAGAUGGACCCCCUCAAGCAGUACAAGCCCAUGAAGAGCAUCCCCCUCUACAAUGUGACGGGGGUGAGUGUGUCCCCAGGUAAGGAUCAGCUGGUGGUGUUCCACACUAAGGACAGCAGGGACCUAGUGGUGUGUCUACAGGGCAUGGUGCCUGCUGGGGACAGCCGCAUCGGAGAGCUGGUGGGCACCCUUCUCAGCCACUUCAAAAGUGAGAAGAGGAAGCUGCAGGUGAAUAUCGCCAGUCCCAUCCAGUGCAGUAUGAAUGGCAGGAAGUGCACUGUCAUUGUGGAGCCCAAGAUCAACCAAUCGCAGCCAGACUUCACCAAGAGCCGCUCCGGUUAUAUCCUGGCAGUGCCUGGAAACUAAAAGGGCCACUCGGUCUGUGACAAGGACAAGUGACGAUGAGGUGUCAAAUGAGGAAUAUGUGAAUCAUAACUCUGUUUGUAUAGAGCUCAUUUGUGAACUAGAUGGCAUGAUAUGAUACAUGGGAGUGUAGAACUCUCAGAAUGAAAGCCAUGCCAAAUUUGUAACUCUGAUUAGAUAUUUAUUUGACGUAACUCAAUGUUUUUCAAUAGGACAUGUAAGACGUUUAAUACAUACACAUGUGUUUAGUUAAUUAGACAGACUCACACACAUGCACAACAUUAAUUCACCAAAGAGUAGAUUUUUUCCCCUCACUUUUCGAUAUCAAGUUGAGUUCACAUGUACAACCGAGCUGUUUUGUCGGGGCGUCGAUCAUUAUAUGUUACGCUAGGUUUGGUUAAUCAUGAUUAGUGUCACAUUAUCCGGCAUUUCAUUUGAGUAGAAUAUCUUGUUCAGAGAUGUAUAUUCUCACGGCUACAGUGCCUUCAGAAAAUAUUCAUACCCCUUGACUUAUUCCACAUUAUGUUGUGUUACAGCCUGAAUUCAAAAAGUGAUUAAAUAGAUUUGUUUUCUGACCCAUCUACACAAAAUACCCCCAUAAUGGAAACAUUUGAAAUGUUAGCAAAUGUAUUUCAUUUUCAAUACAGAAAUAAAAUUUUACAUAGGUAUUCACACCCCUGAAUCAAGGCAUGUU